AUGUUUGAUGAAAUUCGAUACGAGCUCAACGGUGUGGAGAUUGAUCGCAACAGAAACGUUGGCAUAACCAGCACCAUCAAGAACUACGUAUCGCUAUCGUAUAAUGAUUCUCAACUCAUGCGGAAUGCUGGCUGGGACGUUACAUCGAGCAUACCGGAAGGAUACUUCAACUUUUGCGUACCGCUCAAGUUGUUGCUGGGCUUUUGCGAAGAUUACAAACGCGUGUGGCGAAUGCCUCACGUUACAUUAAACGAGGUCAAUAAGCUAUCUAUGCUACGGGCCUUGGAAAGCGGGCGAUAUCUUAGUGUCAGUUUUCGUUCGUGGGAUCUGUAUGAGUAUCCCAUGUUGCAGAGCACGACCAAGCAUUCGUGGGCCGUCAAAACGGCGACUCAGCUAGAGAAACCGCGGUACGUUAUCUUUGCGCUGCAGACCGGCCGCAAGAAUAUCAUGUCUCAAAAUGUUAGCGUAUUCGAUGAUUGUAAUUUGACCAACGUGAAACUUUAUCUAAACUCUGAAUUUUAUCCGUACGAUGACAUGAAUCUAGAUUUUG
Temnothorax curvispinosus is the source of this 550-nucleotide messenger RNA. RefSeq lists its product as uncharacterized. The annotation marks the transcript as partial. The transcript is spliced from 2 exons. NCBI's taxonomy places the organism in Eukaryota, Metazoa, Arthropoda, Insecta, Hymenoptera, Formicidae. The record is from RefSeq and is a predicted model, not a curated record.